CGACCAUUACUACCUAAGUGCGCGCUACUUUCAAAGAUGACCCUAGUCGCAGUGCGCUAUCAAAAGCCAGUUUUCCGACCUAGCUGAGCCUUUUCCUAGGCCAUGUGCCACAGCCCCUCACGGCAGCGGGUAGAUUGGGGCGGCGUUACAUGUGGGGGCCAAGGUAUCAAUAGCCAUGUGGCACAGUCGAAAAGAUGCGGCGUUUAAAGGCGCCCGCAUUUUCUUCACUUGACACCUCACCAAGUCGUCGCGAUCACUGACCCAUGCUGCGGAUCUAGCAACGUCUCGAGUUUCUGUGAAGGCAUGUCUGGAUCACCGGAGCAAGCCUUCCACAACGCUCGAAAGAAGUCGCCCACCCCUCAAGGCACUUACCAAGCACUUCCACUCAGCGCUCAUAAGAAGCCCUAUAUCUCAGAAAGGCUGCAAUCCGGCUUGCGCGCCGAGGAGAAAAUCACAAGUUCACGGGAAUCUCGACACUUAUGGAAGCACUGGCGAUGGGAGACCUUUACCUUUCUCCUUGGAACAGCAGCAUUCGCAACUAUACUCGGAUUGCUCCUCCAAUCUCGGAACAACCCUCCUCAACAAUGGAAUCUGAACGAAGUCCACGUUCAGAUCCCGGCCAUUAUAGCAGCGUUAUCACAAGUCGCACAAUCGGCGCUUCUAGUCCCAAUAUCCUACUGCAUUGGGCAACUGAAGUGGGAGUGGUUCCAGCGUAGUAAAAAGACUGUCGAUCUUGACCGCUUUGAUCUGGCGAGCCGGGGACCAGACGGCAGCAUAAGGCUUCUCUUUCAUCUGGCUUGGAGACAGCGCCUAGUUUCUCUUGGAUGCUUAGCGACAGUUUUGGUGCUGCUACUCCCCACCUUUAUCCAGGCGUCCGUCCAGAUAGGAGAGAAGGAAGUCGCGCUCCAGGACGACCGUCAUGCAUUGAUCCAGCGCUCAACCAACGUAUUCAUGGAUCCAGGAACAACAGCGAGGCUUUUUGUAGCGACUGACGAUACUGCCUCACCAAUUGAAAUAGACACGAACCUCAACACUGCGCUUAGGGCUGGGUUUACGUGGUUAACUUAUGCCCCUCCUGUGUCAGCCUUUUGUGCUGCAGGUUCGUCAACAGCGAAGUGUUCAUGGGCACCAUUCAAAACUCUAGCCCUCUGUUCUUCAGCAGAAGACAUCUCUAAGGACAUCAUACAGGAUAGCGACAACGUCACCCUAGCAGCUCUGCGAGACUUCCUCCCAUCGGCGGAAAGUUCUCCAAUAUUUCAGUCCGGAUCAUAUGUGUAUAUGAAGGAAAACCAAAGUGCACAAUCAACUCAAUAUCCUUCUCAACCCCUCCCCAAAACGUCUGUCAGCAACGACACCAACCUACCGAAUCUAGCAGAGAUAUACUACCUCUAUUAUGACGGUUGCAUUGAUCGGCUGUCCGGUGGCAACAAGACGGAUCCACAGCGCUGGAAAGCAUUCAAGGGCCGUCUCCAAUUCUGCCUACAAACAGUGGAAGCCAGCCACGAGUUCUCGACUAAUACCACGAUCGUCGCCUCUGAGGCAAACCUUGCGUGGUACAAAACGACGAAGUUCAACGAAACGGCUUUCUGCACCAAGGUCGAAUCGGAGAAUGAGGACUUCUGCGUCUCUGAGUCACUCAUGGAAAGCCUUUCCAUGCAAUUGAACUCUAUCUUCAACGUCACGGCGUUGUUCAAUUACUCGAAUGGCGAUACCAUCAGAUACAACUCUGAAUGGGGUCCCAUCCUGACCCAUGAUGUUUUCGGAAGCCCCGGAGAAACAAUGCCAAUCUGUGGUAUGAAGCGCGGCAGUAGCAACGGGCACAAUCCAGACCCCAAUGAACGUACUGGGUUGUAUGGUUUCGAAAGGCGCAUCCAGACUGUGGCUGACAGCCUGACCACCGCUUUCCGAACCGACCAUCUAAGCCAAGACGUUCUCGGCCGCUACAUAAACCAAGAACCAGCUGUUCUUGUCGACUUCCGCUGGUUCAUACUACCCGCAACUCUCUAUCUUAUCAUCACAGUCUUCUUUAUCGCCACCGUUUUCACGACCAGGAAUACGCCGAUGUGGAAAUCAAGUCCCUUGCCGCUACUAUAUUCGAUGAAUUCAGAGGAUACCGAUGGGUCGGAGGAUCGGAUUAGGAAAGAGGCGAAGAGCUGGAUGCGGUUGAGACGAACCACGGCAGGUUGGCAAAUGAUUUAUACGACAGGGGUACGGUAG
Molecule: messenger RNA, 2217 nt
Organism: Trematosphaeria pertusa
Lineage: Eukaryota; Fungi; Ascomycota; Dothideomycetes; Pleosporales; Trematosphaeriaceae
Exons: 5
Coding region: 304-2217 (637 amino acids)
Source: RefSeq, a predicted model, not a curated record